Molecule: messenger RNA, 2637 nt
Organism: Capsicum annuum
Lineage: Eukaryota; Viridiplantae; Streptophyta; Magnoliopsida; Solanales; Solanaceae
Product: splicing factor-like protein 1
Biological process (GO): regulation of mRNA splicing, via spliceosome
Cellular component (GO): nucleus
Molecular function (GO): mRNA binding; zinc ion binding
Source: RefSeq, a predicted model, not a curated record
UCACGCACUCUCUUUCAUGGAUGGCCAAUCUCCCUCUGUUGUUUCCUCAGAAGCCCUAGCCUCCUAUCAUACAGGUUCAUGCUACAACAAUUACUUCGAUGCAUAUUCCCAAAGCCCUUCGAGCAAUCAAAACUCUCAAGAAAAUCAUAACCAUGUUCAGGCGCCUGAAAAUUCUGGUCCAGAUCAAGCAUCAGAGGAGCAAAAAAUUGGCGAAUCUACUCUGAAGCUCGAGAUACAGAGGCCGCUGUUGUCCGGAAAUGGAUUGACAAAAACUCACAGCAGCAACGAUAGGGACCAAUCAGGCGGUGAGGAAGAAACCAGCAGUAGAAGGAGAAGAAGGAGCCGUUGGGACCCACCUCCUACUGAAGAUGGGACCGCUGGGACUGGUGGAAGAAAGAGGAAGUCCAGGUGGUCCGACGAUGACCCCAAACCCCUAACUCAAUUGCCUGAUUUCAUGAAAGAUUUUACUGGAGGUAUUGAGUUUGAUCCUGAAAUCCAAGCUCUUAAUAGUAGAUUACUUGAAAUUAGUAGGAAAUUACAAUCCGGUAUGCCCUUGGAUGACAGACCUGAUGGUGCUCGAUCGCCUUCCCCUGAACCUAUAUAUGAUAAUAUGGGAGUUCGGGUUAACACUAGGGAGUACCGCGCCCGAGAAAAAUUGAAUAGGGAGAGACAAGAGAUAAUAUCACAAAUCAUUAAGAAAAACCCUGCUUUUAAGCCUCCUGCUGAUUAUAGGCCUCCUAAGCUUCAAAAGAAGCUCUACAUUCCCAUGAAGGAGUACCCUAGUUAUAAUUUUAUUGGACUGAUCAUUGGUCCAAGAGGGAAUACUCAGAAGAGGAUGGAAAAGGAGACAGGAGCAAAGAUUGUAAUUCGAGGCAAAGGGUCGAUCAAGGAGGGUAGGUUCCAGCAAAAGGGGAAUUUAAAACCCGAUCCUUCAGAGAACGAAGAUUUACAUGUGUUGGUGGAAGCUGACAAUCAGGAGUCACUUGAAGCUGCUGCUGCUAUGGUGGAGAAGCUCUUGCAGCCUGUUGAUGAAGUGCUCAAUGAACAUAAGAGGCAACAGCUUAAGGAACUUGCUGCGUUGAAUGGAACUAUUAGAGAUGAGGAGUUUUGUAGGCUAUGUGGUGAACCAGGGCAUAGGCAGUAUGCAUGUCCUUCUCGCACCACCACCUUUAAGAGUGAAGUUCUCUGUAAAAUAUGUGGUGACGGUGGACAUCCCACUAUCGACUGUCCAGUGAAAAAUACUACUGGCAAGAAAAUGGAUGAUGAGUACCAGAAUUUUCUGGCAGAAUUGGGAGGUACCAUUCCUGAAUCAUUAACAAAGCAAAACUCGGCAACGCUAGCUCUUGGAGUGGGAAACUCAGGAAGCAAUCCUCCUUGGGCAAGCAGUAAAAAUGAUGGUGCCACUUCACUUCCUGGCUUAGGGUCAAGUGUACUAAAGCCAAAGGAGUUUGAUGAGACAAACUUGUACAUUGGUUACUUGCCACCUACUCUUGAAGAUGAUGGUUUGAUCAAUUUAUUUUCUCCAUUUGGUACCAUUGUGAUGGCUAAAGUUAUAAAGGAUCGUCUCAGUGGUCUGAGUAAAGGUUACGGAUUUGUUAAGUUUGCGGAUGUUGAACAAGCUAAUACUGCUAUAACUAGCAUGAAUGGCCACCGCCUUGAAGGAAGAUCAAUCGCUGUGAGAGUUGCAGGUAAGCCGCCUCAGCCUACUGUGCCUCCAGGACCUGCUCCAGCAAUACCUUCAUACCUGGUUCCUAAUCAGGGCAUGGGCGCAUAUCCGUCGCAGCAGUAUGCAGCGGGUGGUCCUAUUGGCAAUGCUCCCCCCGGUGGCUAUCUCCCACCUGGUGCUUCAGUUUCAUGGGGACCACCUGUGCCUCCACCAUAUGCCCAGUACCCACCUCCUUCUCCUGGCUCAGCCAUGUAUCCUCCUGUCCCAGGUCAACCCAUCCCUCCAUAUGGAAUGCAGUAUCCUCCUCCAAUUCCAGCAGCAUCUUCUGGUGCCCCUGCUCAGACUGUUUCUUCCGGUGAACAAUCUUAUACAUCUGCUGGUGAGGCACAACAAAGCUAUCCUCCUGGAGUGCAAUCUCAGAAUAGUGCACCUGCUCCUUCAGUUCCUACUUAUGUGUAUGGCAAUUCUGUCACACCUAAUGCUCAACCUGCAUACCCAACAUCUUCAUACAGUUAUCCAUCUUAUUAUGGUUUCACACCACCACCUCCUCCUCCUUCUGCAUCCCAGUCCAAUGGGAACCAUUCACAGGGUAUGAGCAAUGUUCCCUGGACUCCAAAUCCACCAGCUCACACACCUCCAUCAUCUGCAGAGAAGCCUGCUUAUGGUGCGGAUGCAGAAUAUGAGAAGUUCAUGUCAGAAAUGAAGUCAUGAUUCUAUUGCUGUAUCACCCUGCACCAUUAGAGAGAUGAGACACUCAGUUCAUUCAGCUUGUGUUGCAGCAUUAAAUCAGUGGAUUAUGGAUAUUAAUUAUGCAUUUUGUAGGAUUCGUUUCUGGGGAUUUCCUUCAAGCAUUGUUUUUCAAAUUCUAGUUUAAUGAUUUGUUGGAAUUUCUUGAUGACUAAUCACUGACAGUUUGUGUGUUUCUCUCCGCUUUGACUUCUUCACCACUAAUCUCCUUUGCUUGUCUCUUC